Molecule: messenger RNA, 1397 nt
Organism: Musa acuminata AAA Group (dessert banana)
Lineage: Eukaryota; Viridiplantae; Streptophyta; Magnoliopsida; Zingiberales; Musaceae
Product: serine/arginine-rich splicing factor RS41-like
Exons: 6
Coding region: 476-1081 (201 amino acids)
Biological process (GO): mRNA splicing, via spliceosome
Cellular component (GO): nuclear speck; nucleus
Molecular function (GO): mRNA binding
Source: RefSeq, a predicted model, not a curated record
GAUUUAGGUUCUUGUUGCUAAUUAACCAGAAUGUCAAGGUCGAUUUUCUGUGGAAAUUUGGAUAAUGACACUCGCCAUUCUGAGCUUGAGCGGCUUUUCAGCAGAUAUGGGAAGGUUGACAGGGUGGAUAUGAAAUCAGGAAUAUAUUGGAGAAUACAUGCUCUUCUUGCUUGUUGGGCGCAUGCAUUCAACAAUCCUUCCAGCUCGAGUUCAUAUUGCCUCUUUCCAGAGAGCUGAUCCAUUCCGCAAUUCAAUCGCAUUUCAUUCACACGGAAACAUUCUCCACAAGACUAUUGCCUUUAAUUUCUCGUGAACUUUGCCCAGCCUUCCAUCCCAACCAUGUUUCCAUCCUGAACAGCCUGGCUGGAGAAUAUGUAUGGAGGAGGACUCUCUGUACCAUGGCCUACCACAAUACCUGUCUUUUGGACUAAUGUUCUCUGACGUCAUUUAGUUACCAGGGUUUGCUUUUAUAUACAUGGAUGAUGAGCGUGAUGCUGAAGAUGCAAUACGUGGACUUGAUCGGCUAGAGUUUGGCAGACAUGGGCGGCGGCUCCGUGUUGAGUGGACAAAGCAAGAAAGGAAUAGCAGAAGGUCUGGCAGUUCAAGAAGGCCUUCGGCUAACACAAAACCUUCAAAGACCUUGUUUGUCAUAAACUUUGACUCAAUCAACACCAGGACACGGGAUUUGGAAAGGCAUUUUGAGCCAUAUGGAAAAAUUUUGAAUGUUAGGAUUCGAAGAAAUUUUGCCUUCAUCCAGUUUGAUGCUCAGGACGAUGCAACAAAAGCACUAGAGGCUACCCACAUGAGCAAGCUGAUGGAUCGGGUGAUCUCCGUCGAGUAUGCAGUCCGUGAUGAUGACGAUAGAAGAAACGGCUAUAGCCCUGAUCGGAGAGGUCGGGAAAGGUCAAGAAGCCAUGAUCGAGGACGGUCUUCAAGUCCUUAUGGUAGAGGCGUGGAGAGGGCGAGCCCCAACUACGGUCGUGCUCCCAGUCCAUAUGCCAAGGCCAGGGAGAGGGGAAGUCCUAGCUAUGAAAAAGCUCAAAGUCCUGCCGAUGAUAGAGACCGCAGUCGCUCCCCAUGAAGGCAGGCAGUAUCUGAAGCGCUCGGUUCCUGUUGAUCCCAAAAAGUGUGUUGUUGUGCAGCUUAUCCCAGUAGAUGUUUGUUUACUUUGCCAUGAUCAGAGGUCCCCAUUAGAUUGUGUGUGAUGACUUAGCUUAUCUUGUUUUCUCAUUAGAAAAUAGGCAAGGGAAGUGUUUUUGCACUGUACUUGUCUUUGACACCUUGUUCAUUAUUUCUGGCUUCUAUAUAACACUCCGAUUUUGUUUCAAGAAUGUCAUUGCCUUGCGGUAAUGAUAUUUGGGUGAAAAAUUUUAAUUUCUAAUUUAUUUUAUUUUCAA